AAAAACAAGAACAGUAUCACAUCUUGGCAACUUUGAAGUGGAAUGCGAAGAACUACAACUUGCAGAAGGCAGUUGACUGCAAGCUGUUCGCAGCGGUCACCACUAGCCGGAGUGCACUGUCACGCCCGCGAUCACGCAUCGGUUGCAGAUCCCGCGUCCUAUCCAAGGUAUUUUUCUGGUCGUACUUUUCGCCAGAAUUGGUGGCAAAUUCGCGACGAGAGGAACGUCUCCCACAUCAUUUUCGCUGAUCAACAGCUCUCUGACGAAGCUAUCACAAGCACCACGUCAAAUUCGUCGACAUGCCGUCCUUGCCGAUAUUCCAGGCUUUCCUGGUCUUCGUCGUGGCUAUCAGUGUACUGCAUGCAGCUGCAGCUGAAGACAUCCAGCUAAGCGAAGCUCUCGGUGGGUCUAAUGGAGUCGCGUUCUCAGAUAUCAACUCGGUCAAGUUUGGGCAAGUGGCGAGCUCUCUCACAAUCCGUGCCGGCGACCGGGUUGACGCAGUGACGCUCCAAGUUGCAAGUCCCUCUGAGUUGACGCUAAACCAUGGCGGUUCAGGAGGAACAGACAAUACACUUACACUUGAAGACGGCGAGUAUGUCACCUCAAUGGAGAUCCAUUGGGCCAAGAAGGGGACGAGCACGAGAGUUUUCUAUCUUAAAUUUGUCACUAGUGAAGAUAAUUCAGUCUCUGGGGGAACCACAACCGAAAACAACACAACUGUGGUUGCACCCGAAGGUUUCCAACUCAGCGGAUUCUUUGGUCGGGCUGAAGGUGCAAUCGACCAAUUGGGGGUUAUCUGGACGAGAAUUGAUGCUAAACCUACAGCGCUUACGGAUAGCAUGGGCUCCGACUGGUACGGCAACAGAAUCCGGAACUGGGUAGGCCCCACAAUUGGCGAAGCUAGUGACAGUGCGUGCUACAGGAAGACUGAACCUUUUGACAGUGAGAAAACCUGUCCACUGGGUUAUGCAAAGGACAAAAGCAACUGCAUCACUCAAUGUCCAAUGUCAUACCCCGUGGUGUGUUAUCUGGAAUGUAUCCCGCAAAAUGACGAUUGUUCACUCGAGAUUUUCACGAAAGCUGCUUCAGUAGUCGCGGCGGUGUUCAAUACUGCGACUGCAGGAGUAUUCAACGCCAUUUUCUCCCAGUACAAGAGCGCUAAGCAGAAUUUCCUGUGCGCAUCGAAUAUCAUUGGCGUUUUGAAGUCUCUGAUCUACUACCUUCGCUACACUCAAACAACAGCGCCCGCGGGAGAUGUCGAGGAAAUGUUGGCAGUAGCUUACCAAUCGGAUGUGGUGCUCUUCGAUCUGCCGAUUACUGUGUGCAAUUGCCUUGGCAUUCCAGUCCCAGCAAGUGUCAAGUUCUCCGACACUGUUCUUACCAUUGUGGAGACUAUCGUGAAGCAAGCUAUCACCAACGGAGACCAAAUUUUGUCUUCAGCUACAAACGUCUUGGCUCUUCUUACAAACACAAGAGUGACAAAUUCCACAGCGUCAACGACAGUUGAAGAACUACAAGAUCUCAUCGAUUCCAACUCGACUUGCGGUUAUCAACUCAAGAACUUGACAGACCACGUUAUUUUCUCAGUUAACGAGAUUCGCAACGCAACGCCAAGCAUUACUGCCAAUGAUAUCCGCGUCGUCAUCAGCAAGUCUUCGAUUGUGUUAAACGACAUUCCGACAGCUACCAACAACUGUAUGGGCGAAUUGCUGUCCACCAAGACUUCAAAAACGGCGUUCCAGACGCGAGAUUUGCUUCGGAAAACUUUCGGAGUUAUUAUCGAUCAGCUCAUAGAGACAACUACGACUGACUUGGGAGCUUCCGUUAAGGAGAGUGACUACAUGGUGGAGGUGGCAAACAUGGGACUUACCGUUCUAGGUGGACUGGACCCUACCGGUAUUGCCUAUAUGGCGUCUCAAUUCGUGCAGCCAACUUGUGGCCCGACUUCUUUUAUUGGUGACAUUGACGACGGGACGCUGUACGACGCGCUAGGACUGUCGACAGUGGAUGAAGCGUUCGAAGGCAGCUACGGAACAUGGACAAAGGAAGGUGAUGGUGUCAUGAACCUUAUCUUCGAGAGCACAGAUACCAAGGAUGUUACAGUUGUCAUUCACUCGGGAGGUGACAAAUUUGCCAAUGUAGAGGUGAAUGCAGGCGAGAAUGUGACGUGGAAAUCGACGCUUUCGGCGUUACAAGGCACAGUCUUGUACCUGGAUCGCUGGCGAUCGAAUACUAUUGGGAUUCCUGGAUCAGGAGGUGGAUCAUUAGUACUUUGGAUCCCCCAUGCAUCUCAGGGCGGACACUUGACCAUGCACGUCCGUAUCAAUGCAGCUAGUCACAAUUAGUGACUCACAAUGUCGAUAUACCCUUACUCGGCCUAAUUUAGCAGAGUAAUUUUCGUUUUCUGAGUAACUUUUGAGUUGUUUCGCGAAAAUUAACAACGAAAGUAAAAC
Phytophthora nicotianae INRA-310 is the source of this 2453-nucleotide messenger RNA. RefSeq lists its product as hypothetical. The transcript has a single exon. The record is from RefSeq and is a predicted model, not a curated record. NCBI's taxonomy places the organism in Eukaryota, Oomycota, Peronosporomycetes, Peronosporales, Peronosporaceae. Bases 300 to 2345 code for a protein of 681 amino acids.